AACGUUCGAUAGGAAACUAAAAGCUGUCAUACGGGUCUACCUUUUCUGAGGUGAGGAAUGGAGUGCUCCAGGAACUCUAUCCUCCUCUAGACGCUCAAAGAAAACUUGGCAACUUCUUCUACUAUGUUGUCUAGAGGAAAAAAAAAUAACAACUCACUUCAUAGAAAAAACAGCUACACGGAGUUUAUUUAUUAAAGAAAAAAUGGCGUCCGAGGUGAAAUUAUACGGGAGCGAACUUUUGGAAGUUGACAUAUGCGACGGCGGCGUGUUUUCCGAGGACGAGAGCGGCGUUUUUGUCAACUCUGCCGCUUGCCUCCAGGAUGAUUUCUCCGACUUUCAGCAGUGGACGAGCCCCGCCGAGUCAUCUAAUGACACAUCAUCACCUCCGGAACAGCAGGUCCACACCAGCGAGAACGGAGCUCCGCCCGGCACUCACUGGGGCAACACGGCCGGUGACAGCGACUCUGAGUCCCAGGGAGAUGGACUCAAAUCUAUGAGGUCUUCCAUAGUGGACUGUUUGCUGGUGGAGCUUUAUGAGACGUACAGUGGAGGCAGCAGGAGGAAUGUGGACAGCUGGGACAGCUCCACGGAGGCAUCCGGAUCGGAUGCUUUUCUGGGCCGCAGUAACUCCGGAUCCAGCUUCCUCCAGGAGCUCCAGGAAAAGCACACCAGGAGGCACCAGAUGAACUACCUGGCCCAGAAAGCCCCGGAGGAGCUGCAGUCAAUCAUCCAGGAGGUCAGAUAUCGUACAGGCCUGCAGUCGGCCAAGCUGCUUCGCCAGCUGAAGAGACGGGACCGACUUUGCCACAAACUGCAGAAGAACUACGACAUUAUCACAGCUUGUCUUCAAGCUGUCUCACAAAAACGACGAGUUGACACGAGGCUGAAGUUUACAAUCGAACCAUCGCUGGGAAAGAAUGGAUUCCAGCAGUGGUACGACGCCCUUAAAGCGGUGGCUAGGCUCCCUACUGGGAUACCAAAGGAAUGGAGGAAGAGGGUUUGGCUAACACUAGCAGACCAGUACCUCCACAGUAUCUCUAUUGACUGGGAGAAGACGCUUCGUUUCGCAUUUAACGAGCGUAGCAACCCUGACGAUGACUCCCUCGGCAUCCAAAUCGUCAAGGACCUGCACAGGACGGGCUGCAGUUCGUACUGUGGCCAGGAGGGAGAGCAGGACAGGGUGGUGCUGAAGAGGGUGCUGCUGGCAUACGCCCGCUGGAAUAAAAGUGUGGGCUACUGCCAAGGAUUCAACGUACUGGCUGCACUCAUACUGGAAGUUACAGAGGGCCAUGAGAGCGAUGCACUAAAGGUGAUGAUCUAUCUGAUUGACAAAGUGCUGCCUGAGAGUUAUUUUGCCAACAACCUGCGAGCGUUGUCAGUGGACAUGGCGGUGUUCAGAGACCUGCUGCGUCUAAAGCUGCCUAGACUGUCCCAGCAUCUCUCCCACCUUCAGAAAGCUGCCAACAGAGAGGCUGGAGGCAGCUACGAGCCUCCGUUGACCAACGUGUUCACAAUGCAGUGGUUCCUCACCAUGUUCGCCACCUGCCUGCCGGCCCCCACCGUGCUGAAGAUCUGGGACUCUGUUUUCUUUGAGGGUUCAGAGGUGCUGUUUCGGGUCGCCCUCGCCAUCUGGGAGAGACUGGGAGAGAGGAUCGAGUACUGUCACACAGCAGACGAGUUUUACAGCACCAUGGGCUGUCUCACUCAGGAGAUGCUAGAGAACAACCUCAUCGAUCCUCCUGAACUCAUGCAGGAGGUUUACUCCAUGGCAGUUUUUCCUUUCCCUCAACUGGCUGAGCUGAGAGAGAAAUACACCUACAACAUCACUCCGUUCCCUACGUCAGUCAAAACCAGUGCCAGUGGCGGUCUGGGCAGCUGGGAGAGCGAUGACGAUGCCGACAUGGACGAUGAAGACUCUGUGGUGACGGCGCUCGGUUGCCUGGGUCCCCUGGGGGGCUUACUGGCCCCCGAGCUGCAGAGGUACCAGAAACAUAUCAAAGACCAGCGAGGAGAGCAGGGAAACAUCGCAGAGCUGAGCCCAGGAGCGGUGGGAGCUGGAGGGGGAGGAGGAGGGGGAGGAGGUGCCAGGGCGGAGCAUCAAGCCGCAAUCAACAGCAUGAUGAUGGAGAGAAUGAGCACUGACAUCUACGCCCUGAAGAAGCAAUAUACGCGCAUCAAAAGGCGGCAGCAGGAGCAGGCUAUGCAACUCUACAUACGCACAGACAAGUGCCCCGCCACCCGUGUCCUGGCCUCCCAACUCAACCCUUCCAGCUCAGUAAUCAAUCACCUCCUUCUGGGUCGGAAACCACGCGGAGAUCCCUGGUGCUCCAGACCCACAUCCACGAGCACAUCAACACUACCAGGGUCCCGACCUGCUUCUCUGUCCCAGAGUCAGGGCUCCCCAGCCAGGCAGCGCUGUGGCUCGCUGCUCUCCAACAGUACUGCUUCUCCAGGGAGCUCUGGAGGAGACGGAGGGUCGCCCUGGCGCGCUCACGUCCGGGUACAUCGAAGGAAUAUAGCCAGGGCCCGAGCACAGCUGGGCUUUGAAGAUUCAGAGGAAAGGGAAGACAAUGAGGAGAAGGAGGAAGAAGGAGGAUCUGCGAGAUUCGUUGGUGAAGAGGAGAGGAGGAUUGAGGAAAAUGAGAGAGAUGAUGAGGAGCAGAAAGAGGGGAGUGACUCCUCUGUGUCUCCGUCUCCUGAUCCCUCUGGUACAGCAUCAGUGUGCAAAGAUGCUCUACAGGUGGCAGAUGGGACAGAAGAAGCAGAAGUUGCAGAGGUGGUAGUGCAACUGGACUCCCUGGAUCUAGAGGAUGAAUCAAAUCUGACCUCCCCCAACAACGCAAACCCAAAUACACAACCCCCAAUAUCAGAGUCUAAACCUGCACCCCAAGUCCACCUUCUCCCUCCUCCGCCAUCCUCAAACAGACACAAAGAGUCUGAUUCCUCAGGUUCAGAGAGUAGCACCGCCUCCGACAGACACUUUCCCUCCAUCACUUUACCUCCACCUCACCACUCCUUCAACUCCUCACCUUCCACCCUGAGUCCAUCCCCCUCUCCGGCGCCUACAUUGGCUUCUCUCGGUCCGUCCUGCUCGUCCUCUCCUACACCACCCUCCACCCCAGCGCCAAGCUCCACAUCCUGCCUACCAUCAUCCCCUUCAGCUGACGGCUUCUCAUCUCUCACUCUUUCCGCAUCGUCGUUUUACAAAACUUCCUCCCCCUCCACUCCUUCACUUUCCUCUAUCUCUUCCUCGUCCAGAUCUCGUUUAUCCUCCUCCCCGUCAACCCCAGCGCUCUCGUCCUCCACUCCUAAACAGCAGGUCUUUUCCCCGUUCCCUAGCGUGAAGCAACCCAGGAAAUCGGCAGCAGCCAGAAAUCUCGGCCUCUACGGUCCAACAUCCAGAACACCCACAGUACACUUCCCUCAGCUUAGCCGCAACCUUAAUCGUAGUAGUGCUGCCGGUACAACCGGGAGCCGAUGAAGACCUUUGCACUUCUGAACUGAUGCUAGAAGUCGUUACAUGAUAUAAAAAAUCAUUCUAUAGCUACACCGUGUUGCCUCCUGCAUAUCAAGAAAAUAACCCAUACCUUAUUUGAAGUAGAUUGAAAGUUGUAGAAAUGUAAAGUUCAGAUGUGUGCAGAAAUCACCUGAUUAUUGAUGUUGAAAUGUGAAGAUUGUGGUUCACCUAAUAAAGGGGUCAUCCUGAAAUUCACAAGCCAUUACAGACAAACAUUUAAGAACUAGUUGACUAUUAAUUGCGAAGGAAACUCGUUUAUUUUUUUGUUUAUUGUUUCAACCACAUUAGUACUGUACAGCUACGGAACACAUAACUAUUGGACCAUCACAGUGUCUAGCCCUUUACAGAGGCCUAUACAGGUUUUACUUGACCAUAAUGGAUGCACAAUAAAAAAAGAUAAGACAAAAGAUGUGGACUAUGUUUUAAGAACUUUCUAAAAAGAUACAUUGCAUUUGUGAGGGAGAUCUGUGUCCCUAAAUAAUGGUUUAAGAACUGAACCUUGAGAAAAGAAUACUCCCUCCACUAAAACAUGAAGAGACUCUGACCUGAACAAAUGCUCACUUCUGGACUCAUGGACCACAUGUGGCAACAUGAUGAAGUACGUUUUUUCCUAUGAGGUUACACAAUAGCCAUCCAGUUGUUUCUAUGCCAAGUAUUUAAAAAAAUUAUCCCAAGAAACAAGCGUUGCCUAAGAAUUCCUGUAAAUGAAGAAUAAUAAAAAGGUAGUGUGUGCCCCCCAAACCCUCAAAGACAG
Molecule: messenger RNA, 4271 nt
Organism: Perca flavescens (yellow perch)
Lineage: Eukaryota; Metazoa; Chordata; Actinopteri; Perciformes; Percidae
Gene: tbc1d30
Product: TBC1 domain family, member 30
Exons: 14
Coding region: 203-3481 (1092 amino acids)
Cellular component (GO): endoplasmic reticulum
Source: RefSeq, a predicted model, not a curated record